Entelurus aequoreus (snake pipefish) is the source of this 2276-nucleotide messenger RNA. RefSeq names its product syntrophin, beta 2 (gene sntb2). Gene Ontology annotation, molecular function: protein binding; structural molecule activity. The transcript has 7 exons. Gene Ontology annotation, cellular component: synapse; dystrophin-associated glycoprotein complex; intracellular anatomical structure. Lineage: Eukaryota; Metazoa; Chordata; Actinopteri; Syngnathiformes; Syngnathidae. The record is from RefSeq and is a predicted model, not a curated record. Bases 230 to 1912 code for a protein of 560 amino acids.
CUUAGUUUUAGAACUUGACAAUCAGCUCAGUGCUAAGCUAUUAGCUGACUAAUAGAGCGACUUGUUGUCUGUUUCCUUGGCUCUCGGUACCGUUAGUUAGCGAGUGGGUGUGUCGGUGUGGUCCAGUGGGACGCUAUCUAGCGGCCGCUGGUAUGCGUAGAGGAAAGAGGAAAAGUUGAUGAGGAGUUGAGUUUGAAAGCGGCGCCUCGGUGCUGAAGAACCGAGCGAAAUGGCGGUUUGGACCAGAGCGGACAAGCACGGCGAACUGGACCUUCUACUCCGCGACCGCUGGGUCCGAGUGGCCGCCGAACUCACCCGAGAAACGCUGACUUUAACGGCCGAAGCCGAGAUAGGCAGGCAGGGGAGUCACCAUCCGGAGCACGGCAGCCCCCAGACGGGCCUGAGGAACGGAUUGUCGAAUGGAGACGAACCGGGAACAAGUCUGUCUUCGGGUCCAGAACAGUUCCAGAACCACGGCAGCCCGGGUCACGUCGGGGUCAGUCGCGGUUUAGGCAGCCCGGGGAAGCACCCAAAUAACGGCGCCAACUCGGAUUUAGGAAGUCCCGGCUCAAGUUUUGCGCCGAGGCAAGUCGAAGUGAGUCCGGGUGUGUGCGCGGAGGCUGUGCGCAAAGUCCGGGUUGUCAAGCAGGAGUCUGGCGGGCUGGGAAUCAGCAUCAAAGGCGGACGUGAGAACCGGAUGCCCAUCCUUAUCUCUAAGAUCUUCCCGGGACUCUCCGCCGACCAGAGCCGCGCUCUGCGGGUGGGGGACGCUAUCCUGUCGGUGAACGGGAACGACCUCCGGGAGGCGACGCACGACUUGGCGGUGCAGGCGCUGAAGAAGGCCGGAAAAGAAGUGACGCUGGAGGUAAAGUACAUCCGCGAGGUUUCUCCACUGUUUAAAAAGCCAUCCCUCGUGGCUGACCUGCCAUGGGAUGGCGGUCGGAUACAGACGCCCAGCUACAGCAGCAGCGAAGAUUCUGGUUCUCCUCAGAACAGCAGCUCCAAAGACAGGAAGGUCAUCAGCCUGAAGAUGUGCUUCAUUAGCAGGAACCUUACCAUGCCAGACCUGGAGAACAGAUUAUUGGAGCUGUAUUCGCCAGAUGGUCAGCACACGGUUGUACUUCGUUGUAAAGAUUGCCCUUCUGCCAACUCCUGGUUUACUGCCAUCCACACCAACAUUGCUGCCCUGCUGCCACAGACCCUGAGUCACAUCAAUGCUUACCUGGGGGUCUCGGCCUCCACCACCAUGCAGCCUCACCUCAAGCACAUUGGGUGGAUGGCUAAGCAGGUCCAGCUGGAAGGUGGACGGCAGCAGUACAGGCCUGUGGUCAUGGCGCUUACAGAAAAGGACAUUUUGCUCUUUGAGUCUGUGCCAUGGCGUAGAGAGUCAUGGUCCAUGCCUCUCCUCACACAUCCUCUGCUCGCCACAAGAUUGGUCCACUCUGGCAGUGCCCGUGGUUCUCCUUCCCAGGGUUCAGACCUGGUGUUUGCCACCCGGACGGGCACAGGGCGUGGCAUUGAGUCUCACGUUUUCCGGGUGGAGACCCACUGGGAUCUGUCUUCAUGGACCAGAGCUCUGGUACAAGGAGCACAUGCUGCUGCAGAACUCAUCAAAGAAGUUUCUAUCGGCUGCACAUUGAACAGACAGGAUGUUCGUCUGACCCUGCACUACGAAAAAGGCUUCACCGUGACGCGGGAGUCGAGCGACGCAGCCGGUGGAGCGGCGCUCUUCCGAUACCCCUAUGAAAAACUCAAAAUGUCUGCUGACGACGGAAUACGCAACCUUUACCUUGACUUUGGGGGUCCUGAGGGAGAAAUGGUGUUUGAUCUCCACUCAGGUCCAAAGCCAGUUGUGUUCGUCCUUCACGCCUUCCUCUCAGCAAAACUCACCCGCAUGGGCCUGCUCACAUGAAGCAUUCAUGCGCACAGGGAGUACUCAUGCUCGCGUGAACUACAGUAUUUAAAAUGAGCAUGAAGUAGUCAUGCUCAAAUGAAGUACUCGUGCUCGAGUACUGAUCAGCAGAAAGACCAGUAUGCUGCUCAGAAAGUUUAUAUUGUCGCUGAUAUCUUCUCCCUCCUCUUUGUGAUAGUUUUAAAAAUGUGCCUUAUAUUUCAAGGUUUGCUCUCUUGCUUUAUUGCUGCAAGUUCUCAGGUUUUUAGCAGUUUAGACGCUUUCUACAUUCCACGUGAGCCGAAUGAUACUGACUGGUGUUUGAGUCAAAUGAAAAAUCUGUAUUUUAGACAAUCAAUAGACAUUAAAAGUCUGAUUAUGUUCA